AUGUAUAGAAAUAGGUUUUGUUGACAUCAUGGCUGCAGGUCUCCGCGGGUAAAACCACUGCAGGAACCAUGGAACAGUAUGAGUGUGUACAAAGACUGGGGCUUGGUGCUUGUGGUUCAGUGUAUCUGGUCCGACAUACCACAUCCAAAAGGCUCUAUGCCAUGAAGAAGAUAGAAAUAGAUGAAAAGAGGAAAACGAGGACCAAAGAUGCAGUGCUUAAAGAAGCCAGCAUUCUAUCUCGUCUCAAGCAUCCACACAUUGUGGCCUUCUAUGACAGCUUUGUCCAUCAUGAUGAACAUCAUGUGUGCAUUAUACAGGACUACUGUGAUGGUGGAACGCUUGCUGACCAAAUACAAACAGCUUCUAGUACUGGUAUCAAGCUGAAAGAAAAACAAAUCAUGCAGUGGUUUGUGCAGAUUGCCAUAGCUGUUCAGUACAUUCAUUCACAAAAAAUUUUACACAGAGACUUGAAGACAGAGAAUGUAUUCCUGACAAAGAAAAAUGUGGUGAAAAUUGGUGACUUUGGCAUCUCUAAGAUUAUGGACAAUACUAUUGAUGUUGCCAAGACAGUGGUGGGGACUCCAUCCUAUUUGAGCCCUGAACUUUGUCAAGACAUCCCUUAUAAUUCAAAGUCUGACAUAUGGGCUUUGGGAUGCCUGCUGUAUGAGAUGUGUGCACUUCAUCCACCCUUUUCUGGCACCAGCCUUAUCAGCCUGUUUUAUAAAAUUGUCAAGGCUGAGUUUGAGCCCUUACCUGCUUAUUUCUCUGAUGGCCUUCAAGACAUUGUCAACACAAUUUUGGUCAAGUCCCCAGAUAACAGACCUAGUGCCAGUACUAUUUUGAACAAGCCAUUUGUCAAGGAGCACUUGGCAACUUUUAUAGCAGAGACUGAGACUUACCGACAGCAGCUUGGCAGUGGACGAAGUCCAGUGUGCUCUGAUCAGUCUUGUGAAAACUCUCCUCUCAAACAACAGGCAACCAGUGCUGCACACCUAAUUCAUAACAUGCGCCUAAAAGCUUGGGAAGGCACUCCAGGAACAAAACAUAGUUUCCGAACAGAAUUAGACAGUCAUGCAGAGAAGGUUGCUGGUGUUAAGGUGAAGGACCCUGGAGCAUCAGGAGAAGGCCAUCAACAUCUUGCCCAGGUGAAGGAGGCUGAUGACAGCUUGGACUAUUCAGAUGACUUUGAUGAAUCCUCAGACUCAGAGAUUGACGAGGAUAUACAAGGAGAAAGAGAGGAGGCAAUCACUGGGAUUUUAAGUGAAGAGGAGACAACCCAGUAUUUUGAUGAUUUUGAAGACUAUGACUCAGGGGAGGAACUGAAGGAAGUCAUUCAACAAGCCCGUGAAGCCCAGGUGCUGCCUCCAGCUGAUGAUUACUUUGAGGAAAACAUUGGCAAUGUUGAUGACUUCACAGAAACAUUGACAGAAGCAUCUGUUAUUAGAUCACAAUUUGCAGCAAUAAAGUUGGAACAGGACAGCAUGUCAUAAAGCAAAGGGAUGUGGCUAUCAGCAUUCUUACCAGGCUCAAGAAAGUUGACAGACUGAGCUUACACCAUCCCCAACAGCUGAUGAGGUGCAUGAAACAGACAUGGAAAUGCAGAUGCAAACCUGAGAACUGUACAACUGUUGAACUAGCCAUCACUGACUGUGUGAAGACACCAGCAAGAUAGAGGAUAUAGGACAGCUAUUUAGCCUUGGCUAAUAUAACGCAAAGAUCUUAAAAGCUGAGAAUUUUUAUGUCUAUUCCAUCAUUGGGGGGAUGGGGAAUUGCUGUCAGUUGUAAAAUUCCUUAAGAUUUCCACAUGCUACACCAUUUAUGCCUGAGAGAGAAUUAAUGAAUUAAAUUUUGUGUCUAUUUUUAUGCUGAAUCUUAGAAACAACCAUGAAAACUGUACAAAGAAAACACGAGACAGCAACAAGUUUGAGGAGAGGUGGAAAUGCAUCAUCAUUUAAUGACUGUGGCAACAAUAAGUCUUUUCAUGAGGAUCAGUUGGCCACUUUUUCACUUCUGGUUUCCACUGUCAUUUCCUCUUCUCCAUACAGCAUAACCUCCAAACUCAGCCAUUUCUUACAUCUGUCUUCCAAGACAAUUUACGAUGCUAUAUAUGUGAUUUGCAGUAUCUCUUUAGAAAAUACAGGAUGCUAUUUGCAACAGGAUAUUUUUUUCAGAGUAUAGGAUGCUAAAUAUCUGACGUAGUAUUUGUCCAGGGAGUACUGAUUACUAAUGAUUAAUAUCAGUGUAGUGCAUUUAUCAUUCCAGUUCUAGAACAUGCAUCAUCCUAAAUAUUACAGGAAACGAACCAUUCUGAUGUUUUUUAUCAGCAUUCAAUCACUACUUUGCACAGCAAACCGCACUAGAGACAUGGUGAUCUUUUGAGUCACUAGAGGAAAGCACAAGGAAGAUCUAGCUGCAUGAAAGCUUCAGACAUACUGAGAAGGGAAUUGGUGUUGUACACUGAGCCAGCAACUAAGGCAAUAGCACGGCAAGGCAGCCAACCUGUAAGGACGCCCUGUACAGGACGUGAUGACUAUCACCCACAAUAGCCAAGAGUGGCAGGCCAUGUCAGUUGCCGCGUCUGCCCAUGUGCUUACCCCCAACGACAAGUGCCAGUCAAGGGAUGACUGACUGACUGAACCCUCAUUUUAUUGGUGACAGGCAUUAACCAUUUGCCACCAGGCUGCCCUUCAGACAUACUGAGUCACUAGAGGAAUGACACUAGGAGGUUUCUCCCCACUAGAAGGCAGAACUGAACUUGCCUAGCACUAGAGGGUAGUGUUGUACACAUUUGAAAGUUUAGUUUAGUUUAGUUUAUUCUUUGUUGCUCCUUUGAGGAGCAUAGGGCCGCAACACAUUUGAAAGCCAGAACUGUAAAUAUCCCUGUGAUUUACCAUGUGAUCAGUCUGUGCUGCCAGAUUUAGCACCAUCCCCAAGAUGAUGUUCAAAAUACUACUUUAUUCCUGUCAUUGUUUGCUAUCAAGUAUCUGAUUUUGAUGGUCAUUUUUCUAGUGUAUCAAACAUUGAUCUUUUAUCCACUCCUAUGAUUUGUUGUAAUUUAGAUAUUGGUGCUGCUGAUGGUAUUUUCAUCGCUCGCUGCACUUCACUCACAAAAUAACUUAUCAUCAAUGCACGUAAUGAUCAUGAUGAUAAUGGUGGUAGUGUUUAUUAAUUAUAAUUUUGUUUUGAUAAUUAAAAUUGUAGCUUCACACGACUAUCCUAUAAGUUCAAAGUGCUAGCAUAAUUUUUCAAGUUCUCUUUUCAGCUGCUAAAAGGGGCAUAUUUCAGUAUCAUUCAAUUGACCUAAGCUAACUAAACUGAAUGAAGGAUCCAACACAGGAUAACAGAGAGCUUCUACAUUUGGAAAAAAUUCUACCCCCCAAUUUUUUUCUUUCCAAGAAAAAAAUCCUAAGAAGAGAGAACUGUUAUCUUCAUGUGCAUACUUUUUGACAGUGGUAUUAUCUAGAGAAGCAGGAUAUAUGACAGCCAUUUAGCACUAUUACAACACAAAGAAUCUAAAAUUAAAAAACCCCAAGAGUAUGUUAGCAUUUAUUCAUUUAUUAAAUUUAUUGUCUGUAUAAGGCACACAUCCAUAACAGAAAUGCAUCUUUGGCUCACACAAGAACACUUGCAACCUCACCCUCCCACACACAAACACAUACACUUACCACCCUAAACAAAAUAAUGUCAAGAACAUAUUCCAUUAUUGUGGGGGAAGUGGCUGUCAGUUGUAAACAUUCAUGUACAAAACAGCAAUGAAAGCUGUACAAAGAAAACAUGAAACAGUGUGACAAAAACAAGGUUGAGAUAAAGGGGAGAGAAGUCUGAAUGGACAUGCUUCAUAGAUCAGUUAACUUGUUUCCUAUAUGGAAAGGAAGAAUUGUUCAGUGUUUCUGCGUUCUUUUGUGACCAAGUCAUUUGAAUUUGUAGAUUUGUAGAUGUCCAAUUUUUGCCAAUGGAUUACUUCCUUUUUUAGGCUGGGCCAUUUUGAAGUCGAGGCCACAAAGCAAAAAUGCACUUCCUAUUUUCUUUUUACUAUAUUCAGUAUUUUCCCACUUUGUAACUUACUUCCAACCCAAAAGUGCCCCUUUGUUGCAGAGAAUGGAUGGCUUUUGAGACAUUAUUGUCAAGUGAUGACUGUUUUACAAUUAGUGCUGCCAUAACACUGCGGUGUAUUUCUCCCUAUAUAUGUGUGGACUGUUUUACAUGCUGCAGUCAGUAUGAACUGCUAUGCAUUACCUAUCCACGUUCAGUCAGCCUGAUUGCUGUACCUUAUAUACUUUAUUAAGUCUGCUAUGCAUUUUUCAAAAUUAGGAGUGAUGGUCAUUUAUAUGUAGACUGCUGUAUAUGAUUGUAAACAUUUUACACAUCUUGCAAAUUGUAUAUGUUUUCUAGGUAAUUCUGUGUGCGUUGUGUUCAAUAUAUUCCAUUGUGUACUCAAGUUACUAUGCAUCUUUUGGGACUGGGGAUCACAAACCUGCUUUAUUUUUUCAUGUCAUUCAGUUGAGAAGCAAAUGGGAAAGGACAAAGUUGGGCGGAUGAUGAGGGAUUUGCCUAUGGAUGUGUGUGGGGAUGUGAGCAUCUCACGACAGCUGCUUUUUAAAAAAAAAUGUAACAAUGUCAUUGAAAGGCUCCACUAGUAUAAAUCGUGAAAGUCAGGGCUAAGGCCAGGAGGGAUUUUUGCCAGUUUUGUGUCCUCUGUUGGAGUAGUCUCUUUCUCGACUAGGUUGAGGAACCUGAGAGUUUUCCUCAUUGUUGUGAAGUCCUGAUAAAACUUGUUAGAACUCUAUUCACUGUUGCAGUGAGUCCAAGUCAGUUUUUAUUUGUGAGUUAGCAAAUUGUUGAGUCUUUUUUGAGUCUGUCAGUUCUGGGGCAGGAGGAGGGUAGAAGGGGAGAAUUUUUGAGUUGCAUUUGAUUUUAUAUGAUGUAAUUGACUGUAUUUAAAAUGAUUAAUUGGAGAAUACUUGAUACUAGUAUCAUUAAUUUAAAACUGAAUGUUUGUUAGAUUUAAGGACUUAAUUCGCUCUUUAUUUUUUUCUUGUAUUUCUGUUUUUCAUAUAUUGGUGCUCCAGAUCUUGUGGGGCUUUGCAAGGAGCAAUGACCCAGAAAAAGACUGCUUUUUCUGUGUUUUUUUCAUCUUGGAACUCUAAACCUGAUGGAGGCUUUGAGGAGGACUUUCAAGAGAUAUCACCUGAAAGCCGCUACUGAGUUUGCUGAUUACAUUGGAGCUAAUAAGGAAAUGUCAAUGUCAAAUCCAAACCAUUUCACUGCAGUACCACUGUACAAGGGACAGCAUUUGAUAACUAGCGCUACUUUUCUGUGUCCAGUCUAGGCUCUUUCACUGCAGUACAGUUGUAUAUGUUUAGGUGCAGUGUUGGCAUACCUGGCGAGGAAAACUGCAGGCACAUUGGUAAUCUUGAGUGUGAAAAGUUUGUAAAUAUGAAACCAUGUUGUUUUAUUCUGCUGAGCUAAUUUAGGUGGUUGUGUGCAUGUUAUGUUUGCGUGUGUGUGUGUGUGCAAGAGCUCAGAUACCUAUGUUUGUGUGCAUGUGCAAACACUCAGGCAUAUGUGUGUAAGAUAGGUUAUUCUUAAUAAAAAUGACUACAAAA
Messenger RNA from Pomacea canaliculata, 5606 nucleotides. RefSeq names its product serine/threonine-protein kinase Nek6-like. Lineage: Eukaryota; Metazoa; Mollusca; Gastropoda; Architaenioglossa; Ampullariidae. Bases 69 to 1490 code for a protein of 473 amino acids. Gene Ontology annotation, molecular function: protein kinase activity; ATP binding. Gene Ontology annotation, biological process: protein phosphorylation. The record is from RefSeq and is a predicted model, not a curated record. The transcript is spliced from 18 exons.